GGAGUGAGGACAGCCAUUGCGAAAUUUGAAGAGUAAGAAAAAGAGUAACGGGAGAGUAGAGUUUCAUUUUUUGUUUUGAAGAGCGAAGAAACAGAAAAUGGAGACUCCUCCUUCGCAACAAGGCGUGGUGAAGAAGAAGGAAACACGAGGUCGUAAACCUAAACCUAAGGAAGACAAAAAAGACGAACAACAACAAUCUCAUUCUAAAACUAUUAAAGAAUCCAAAAAGAUGCAACAGCAACAUCAACAUCAACAACAACAACACCACCAACAACAGCAACAAGCUUCCGUCGACGAGAAAUACACUCAAUGGAAGUCUCUUGUUCCUGUUCUCUACGACUGGCUCGCUAAUCAUAAUCUCGUCUGGCCUUCUCUCUCUUGCCGGUGGGGCCCUCAGCUUGAACAAGCUACUUACAAGAAUCGCCAGCGUCUCUAUCUUUCUGAGCAGACUGAUGGUAGUGUCCCAAAUACCUUGGUGAUUGCGAAUUGUGAGGUUGUGAAGACUAGGGUUGCAGCUGCAGAACAUAUUUCGCAGUUUAAUGAAGAGGCUCGCUCUCCAUUUGUGAAGAAGUACAAGACCAUCAUACAUCCGGGCGAGGUGAACAGAAUUAGGGAAUUGCCACAGAAUUCUAAGAUAGUGGCUACUCACACAGACAGCCCUGAUGUUCUCAUUUGGGAUGUUGAAAGCCAACCUAACCGUCAUGCUGUUCUCGGAGCUACGAACUCUCGUCCAGAUUUGAUAUUGACUGGACACCAAGAUAAUGCAGAAUUUGCUCUUGCAAUGUGCCCAACUGAGCCCUAUGUGUUAUCAGGAGGGAAGGAUAGAACAGUGGUGUUGUGGAGUAUUGAAGACCAUGUAACAUCUGCUGCUACGGACUCCAAGUCUGGUGGAUCCAUUAUCAAACAAAACUCUAAAUCUGGGGAAGGCGGUGAAAAAACUGUUGACAGCCCUUCUGUCGGACCAAGAGGUAUCUACUCUGGGCAUGAGGAUACCGUUGAAGAUGUUGCCUUUUGCCCUUCUAGUGCGCAGGAGUUCUGUAGUGUUGGAGAUGAUUCUUGUCUCAUAUUAUGGGAUGCACGUGUUGGCUCUAGUCCUGUGGUUAAGGUUGAAAAAGCUCACAAUGCUGAUCUUCAUUGUGUUGACUGGAAUCCCCAUGAUGAUAAUCUGAUUCUUACUGGGUCGGCAGAUAAUUCAGUUCGCAUGUUUGAUCGCCGCAAUCUCACUUCUAAUGGGGUUGGUUCUCCUAUCCAUAAAUUUGAGGCUCAUAAAGCUGCUGUUCUUUGUGUUCAGUGGUCUCCUGACAAAUCAUCUGUAUUUGGAAGUUCAGCAGAAGAUGGUCUGUUGAACAUUUGGGAUUAUGAGAAGGUUGGCAAAAAGAUAGAGCGAGCUGGAAAAACAAUAAAUUCUCCUCCAGGGUUGUUUUUCCAACAUGCUGGUCAUAGAGACAAAGUAGUUGACUUCCACUGGAAUGCAUAUGAUCCAUGGACAAUCGUUAGUGUGUCUGAUGAUUGUGAAAGUACUGGUGGAGGGGGAACAUUGCAGAUAUGGCGCAUGAGUGAUUUGCUUUACAGACCAGAGGAUGAGGUUUUGGCAGAGCUGGAGAAAUUCAAAUCUCAUGUGGUUGCUUGUGCUGCCAAGACCGAAAAGUAAUAUAUCUCAUAGGCAAUGAAUUGUGUAAUUUUCACAUUUUCAAUUUAACCUAACUUUUGUUGUGGAUGUUUCAUAGCAUUUUAGAGAACAGAAAGAACAUAUGUAAUUCUUAGCUCAUGUGGCUCCAUUCUGACUGGACAGAACUUGAUGUAGGGUGGAGAUUGGCAAAUGAGAUUAACUUGUCUAAAACAAAUGCUUCUUAGGGUGUGUUUGUUGAAGCCAUGGGUCACUGCCACAGUAAAUCUAGAGUUUUAAUGUAUUAACUAUUAACUUUUGGGUCUAAAACAAAUGUUGUGGAACAAAUUGAAUUUUGA
Cicer arietinum (chickpea) is the source of this 1965-nucleotide messenger RNA. RefSeq names its product WD-40 repeat-containing protein MSI4. Lineage: Eukaryota; Viridiplantae; Streptophyta; Magnoliopsida; Fabales; Fabaceae. The record is from RefSeq and is a predicted model, not a curated record. Gene Ontology annotation, molecular function: protein binding.